Molecule: messenger RNA, 1335 nt
Organism: Opisthorchis viverrini
Lineage: Eukaryota; Metazoa; Platyhelminthes; Trematoda; Opisthorchiida; Opisthorchiidae
Exons: 7
Source: RefSeq, a predicted model, not a curated record
CAUCGAAAAAGGCCUGAAAAAGCCAAACUACAGGUUCAAUCGAUACAUUCUCCUGACAGAACAAGAAAAUGCUUUGGAUUAUUUUCAUUCCGAAACCCAAACGAACCGGUUCAACUGAAAGCUGUUACCAUUCGGUGCAACGUGGCUGCGCUAACGUCCAAUGUGGCCACAACUUUCACAUAUUACAAUCAGUAUGAGGAAGCAUCUGAUGCUAAAUUUGUUUUCCCACUGGACGACGUCGCCGUGUACGCGUUCGAGGCGCAGAUUGGUGAACGUGUUAUCAUCGCCGAAUGUCGUCCCCGGGAAGAAGCGCAAACCGUUUACAAGGAAGCAGUUGCGGAGGAACAUGGAGCCAUUUUGGUUGAACAAGAAGAAAGUUCCGAAGACCUUUUUCAGAUCAGCGUUGGGAAUGUACCAGCAAAAGAAACGGUGAAAAUAACGAUCAAGUAUAUUGGCUACUUGCUUGCCGAUAAUAUCGCUGAUGAUACGAGUAGUCCUCAUAAAUCAGAGGCAAUAUUUCUGUUGCCUUCGGUCAUCAACCCUAGGUACUCACCACUAAAAUCGGAAAUUGUUCGAGAGUAUGACCCAUUCGCGCAUCCGUCGCAGGUGAACGCUACUCCUUACUCGAUAUCCUUCGAAGCCAAUGUGAAGAUGCCUCACACUAUCCAGAAAGCUUUUUUGAUUGAUGAUGAAUACACUACUGAAAUAGACAAAACGGAUAAACGUCGGGCCAAAGCAAGUUCGCAUUUAAAGCGAUCUAGUUUUAAUAUCGCCUGUGCUAUUUUAUGUGCAUUUACCUUUAAUUGGCGUCCGUACAGACCAUACACCCAUACAAAUCAAUCAUCCAGGAAAAAUGCACAUCUGUCACAGGUAAUCCUGAAAUCACGAAAUACGUUCGACCAUGACCUUAAAAUGGUCAUCAGGAUGGACGCACAUCUCCGUUCCUUUGCUGUGGCAGAGCCGGGAAUCUCGUUGAAGUCCGGUAUCACGACCAUGGAUUGCAUUAUGGCACAGUUUUUGCCGGAUUUCUCCAAGUUCUCCUCAAAACAAGGAGGAAAAACUGAAUUGGUGUUCGUCAUCGAUCGUUCAGGAAGUAUGGGCGGUUCUGGAAUCAAAAAUGCAGCCGAAGCUCUGUUAUUAAUGCUGAAGUCUCUGCCGAUUGGGUGUCGCUUCCAGAUAAUCGGAUUUGGUAAUACGCAUGAAGCCUUAUUCCGCGAUCGUCCUCCUGUCCUGGCGCAGCAAAAGUUGUCCAGCCGGUUUCAAGCGUCUGUGGCACUACCUGACUGGGAAGUCCUGACAAGCGGGCCAAUCGAUCGUCACAACCAGGACAGUUAC